AUGGGUACAGCUACUAUAAAAUCGGGGUCCAUCAACCUCCUCAACACCAUCAUUGGCGCAGGAAUUCUUGCCAUGCCAUUUGGGCUCAAGAGCAACGGGUUGCUUUUGGGAUGCUUGUUGAUCGUCUGGUCGUCGUUGACGUCCUCAUUCGGGUUGUAUUUGCAGAACAAAGUGGCCAAGUACACCCAGCAGCAAGGAGCCAUUUCGUACUUCAGUUUGGCUCAGAUAACCUACCCCCACUUGUCGGUGGUUUUCGACUCGGCCAUUUCCAUCAAGUGCUUUGGUGUAGGGGUCAGCUACUUGGUGGUGAUCGGUGACUUGAUGCCCAAGAUCAUGGAGAGCUUGCACGUCGCGGAAGAGUCGUUGUUGAUGCACCGCAACUUCUGGAUCACUCUCUUCAUGGCCGUCAUCGUGGUUCCGUUGUCGUACUUGAAGAAAUUGGACUCCUUGAAAUACACCUCGGUUGUGGCGUUGUUCUCGGUAGUGUAUUUGAUCUGCUUGGUCAUCGAGCACUAUGCCGUCAACGACAUCCCUAUUGAGAACAAGACCAUCACCUGGUUUGGUCCCGUGUCCUUGAAGUCCACCCUCAGCUCGUUCCCCAUCUUCGUGUUUGCCUACACCUGCCACCAAAACAUGUUUGCCAUUAUCAAUGAGUUGAAGCCGCUGGACAAACACGGCUCCACCACCAGACAGUCCAAUUUGAUUAUCAGAAACGCCAUCACCACCGCAGCUGCUUCGUACUUGAUCGUGGGUAUAAUCGGAUACUUGAGUUUUGGAGACUCGGUCAAUGGUAAUAUCAUCACCAUGUAUCCAAGAGACUCGAUCCUGUCUCUUAUUGGCCGUCUUUGCAUCGUUAUCAUGGUCAGUUUGUCUUUCCCAUUGCAAUGUCACCCAUGCCGUGGCUCCAUCAACCACGUUCUUCACUUCCUCACUGUAGGUAUCACGUCCUCCAAGACUAGAUCUACCCACCAGGCCCAAGGCUACACGUCAUUACAGUCAGACAUCGAGUCUUUGAACUCAAUCACCAGCGAGUCUAUCCAGGACGAAUCUUUUAUCUCCACAACCCCAGUGGAAGGUGCCCAGGAUACCGAUGGCCACUCACCUAUUAUUGUCCCUUUGACCACCAAGAGGUUCUACGUCAUCACCACCAUCAUUGUUACCUUGUCCUACUUGGUGGCUAUUACCGUCACAUCUUUGGAACAUGUGUUGGCUUUUGUUGGAUCCACUGGGUCCACCUCCAUUUCGUUUAUUCUUCCAGGUUUAUUUGGCUACUUAUUGAUUAAGCCAAUAAACGGCGCCACAGAAUUGAAUAGAUUGGAGCUUUGUUGCAAGUAUGGAGGCUUGGCUUUGGCUAUCUGGGGUGUUAUUGUCAUGAUUGUAUGUUUAGGUGCUACAAUCUUCUUGGGUGCAACUCAUUAA
Suhomyces tanzawaensis NRRL Y-17324 is the source of this 1419-nucleotide messenger RNA. Its product is annotated as aspartate/glutamate transporter. The record is from RefSeq and is a predicted model, not a curated record. Gene Ontology annotation, biological process: amino acid transmembrane transport. Gene Ontology annotation, molecular function: L-arginine transmembrane transporter activity; L-lysine transmembrane transporter activity; L-glutamate transmembrane transporter activity. The transcript has a single exon. NCBI's taxonomy places the organism in Eukaryota, Fungi, Ascomycota, Pichiomycetes, Serinales, Debaryomycetaceae. Gene Ontology annotation, cellular component: fungal-type vacuole membrane. The coding region runs from base 1 to 1419 and encodes 472 amino acids.